AUGGACGAGGCAAGACAAGUUUUUGAUGUUAUGAUUAGCAAGGGCUCCAUGGUUAAUGUUCGGAGUUGUAACACAUUGAUUAACGGAUAUUGCAAGGGUAAAAAGGUUGAUAAGGCUAACGAGAUUUUCAAAGAAAUGCGUCAUAUGGAAUUUCUUCCCAAUACCAUUACUUAUAACACUCUUAUUGAUGGUCUUUGCAAAGCAGGGAGACUACAAGAAGCAGAAAAGUUGUUCUCUGAGAAGCUAGGUUUUGGCCACCUUCCAGAUGUUCAAACUUACGCUGUUUUACUUGAUGGCCUGUGUAACAACCAGCAACUUUCUACGGGUUUGUUAGGUGAAGCAGAAAAGUCGCUGAGAGAAAUGGGAGGGAAAGGAUGUUCUCCAAAUGGUUGGACCUAUAACACCAUUAUCCGAGAGUUGUUAAAUAACAAAGAGACAUCAUGGGCUAUGGAACUUAUUCAAGAAAUGAUUCAGAAUUAUAGAUUGGAAUUUAGACUCUCCUUAAAGAAGUGCAUGAAGAAGAAGGGGCGCUUACAACAGAAAAUCGACAAGCUUGAUGCUUCCAACUUCGGCAUUGAGAUUCAGAUUACAUUGCUAGAAGAACGUGUCAAAGCUGAGAAUGAACCUAUUUACGAUGAACCACCGAUAAACGAAAGAUCUGCGCAUGCGGUGAAGUCCAUAGACAUAGGCAUGGCAAUGAACAAUGAUGAAUUGAGGGAAUCAAUACGUGAGAUCAAUAAGAACAUUGAAUACAUGCAACUGAAUUCCUCAGCAAAGUUAUGGAGGUGUUGUCGACACACAUUUAAGAAGCUGUUUUAA
This is a messenger RNA of Rosa rugosa (rugosa rose), 819 nucleotides long. RefSeq names its product pentatricopeptide repeat-containing protein At1g62670, mitochondrial-like. Lineage: Eukaryota; Viridiplantae; Streptophyta; Magnoliopsida; Rosales; Rosaceae. The transcript has 6 exons. Bases 1 to 819 code for a protein of 272 amino acids. The record is from RefSeq and is a predicted model, not a curated record. Gene Ontology annotation, molecular function: protein binding.